GACGGACAUCAAAAAAAAUUACUUGAAACAAUAUAUCCAAAGAGCUGGUCUGGGACAGAUGGACCUUCCAGUCAAGUAAAUGUUAUAUUCUUGUCCUCAAUGGGAACUGAAGCUGGUAACAUAUUGAAAACCUAUGCCAAAGACUCUAUGUGGACUCUAUCAGGAUAGUAGCCGAACGAUGGGUGCGAACCAGACGGACGACGGACCUGGAAGCCUAGGAACCUAUGCACUUUUUGAAAUUCACACAUUGGUCCCGGUCACGAUCAUUUGCAUUGUGCUCUUUCUCUUGGGUGUGACGGGAAAUCUGAUAACAAUUUUGAUCUUCAAGCGGUAUCGGGACAUGAGGUCCACCGUUAACAUGUACCUCUCCAGUAUGGCAGUGUCCGACAUUCUCAUUUUCCUCGGUCUGCCGUUUGACUUGUACAGAAUUUGGAAAUACAAGCCUUACAUUUUUGGUAACUUUGUCUGCAAGUUUUUGGUUUACCUGAGCGAGACCUGCACCUACUGCUCCGUUCUUCACAUCACCACCGUCAGUGUCGAAAGGUAUCUGGCCAUUUGCUUCCCUCUGAAGGCCAGAAUCAUGAUCACCAAGAAGAGAGUGAAGAUCAUCAUUGUGGUCCUGUGGAUCCUUUCCUUCAUCACUGCCGGCCCGAUCUUAUUUUUGGUUGGUGUAGAACAUCAGCAGGGUACUCAACCGGAGGAGACCAAGGAAUGCAAGAACGUGAAACACGCCUCCCGAAACGGUCUUCUUCAGAUUAUGACUUGGGUCUCCACCAUAUAUUUUUUCAUUCCUGUCUGCUUUCUGACGCUGCUUUAUGGUCUAAUCUGUAAGACACUUUGGAAGAACAAACAUGUAAUCCAGGGCUCUACUGCAGCCAAUAGAGAGAAACAUCAUAAACAGACUGUAAAAAUGUUGGGUAAGUCACCUCCAGAAAAACAUAAAACAAUGACAGAAUACAACAUGUGAUCUCAUGUGUUGCCACUAGUUCCCACUUAUGAAUUUGGGAUUUUUUUUAGAAAGUAGUAAGCUAUUUUUAU
Hyla sarda is the source of this 1038-nucleotide messenger RNA. RefSeq names its product growth hormone secretagogue receptor type 1-like. The record is from RefSeq and is a predicted model, not a curated record. The coding region runs from base 134 to 967 and encodes 277 amino acids. Gene Ontology annotation, cellular component: plasma membrane. Gene Ontology annotation, biological process: G protein-coupled receptor signaling pathway. Lineage: Eukaryota; Metazoa; Chordata; Amphibia; Anura; Hylidae. The transcript has a single exon. Gene Ontology annotation, molecular function: G protein-coupled receptor activity.